AUGCCUGUCACUUCAAUAAUUAUCACACGUGAUUUACAAGUGUCCGUGGUGGGAGGGGACAGGGUUGGGGUGAAAGUUCAAAUCGAUGUUUGCACAGUUUCACACUCUGUUGGUGGCACCUCCGAGUCAGUGCAGAAUCAGAUGGGCACUGUGGGCACUGGAGAAACCUCUGAGAAGUCUGCUUUAAUUGGGAAUUAUUCCCUGUCACCCUCCCAGGGUCUGGCUUCUCACCAGCAUUUAAGAGUAGAAAAUGGCUUUUUUGGUCUAAGAAAAUCCUGCGGGCCCAGACUUGGCCAGUGUGCUCUGACAAGUUUCUCAGCAGGCUUUUCUGGAGUGUCCUUGCUGUUGCUCAGAGUGUCAGAUGAUGUUUCUUUCGACUGUCUAGUCUGUGGUUUCCUUGAACAAGUUGGGGAGACUAUCCAGGGGAAAGUGGACCCAGGUUCCUCUGGAGUCGGAUGCCAGAGGCAUGUCCCCCAGCUGGCCCAGAGGAGCUGUCAAAGCUUGAAAAACAGCAGCAGAGGAAAGAAAAGACCAGAGCCAAGGGACCUUCUGAGUCAAGCAAAGAGAGAAAUGCCCCCCGAAAAGAAGACCGCAGCGCUAGCAGUGGCGCAGAAGGUGACGUGUCUUCCGAGCGGGAGCCGUAGACUUAGGGAUGGAACUCAGUGCAUUAUCAUUGGGCAGAACUGGAUCCUGAAAAAUUCAUGAAAGAUGCUGAGUAUCUACACUGCUUUAAGAAUUUGGAACUGAAUCAUGAAAAGACAGAAAUAAGAAAUUGGGACCUCGAGUAGCCCUGCAGAAACAAAGCAGAACAAAACAACACCACCAAAGGAAUGACACCAUUUUCUGUUGUUGCUGUGGUCUAAUAGCAGAAGUGGGUGCUGGCAGUGCAGGGGCCUGCACCCCAUGCACAUGGCAGCAGGGCAUACACCGAUCCUUCCCCCAUGCAAAGACUGCUGGUUCCUGUGAUUUUUUGGCUUGCUUUUGAAACAGGCUGGCCCAACAUCAUUUGUCACCGAGUCUUCCCUUCACAUGUGUCCAUGAUGGGUCUCAACUGCAUUCACGCUGUCCAUGUUCUUCCCAACACUGGCUAAGCCAGGGCCCGGGUUAGGGUGUAAAGAGAACAAAUAUCGGUGAUAAUGUAUUGUGUAAGACCUUUGCAUCUUGUAAAUUUUCUCAUUUUUCUAAAAAGAAAUAAUAAAAUCCUAAACCCCAACAAACCACUUUAUUAU
Molecule: messenger RNA, 1229 nt
Organism: Odobenus rosmarus divergens (Pacific walrus)
Lineage: Eukaryota; Metazoa; Chordata; Mammalia; Carnivora; Odobenidae
Exons: 4
Coding region: 1-705 (234 amino acids)
Source: RefSeq, a predicted model, not a curated record